CUGGACGGACCUGCAGCUGCCUCAUGUCUGCCGAACUCCACACGCAUGCUCAUCACACUGAGAGCAAUGUGUCGAUAUAUCCUCCCUUUCCGUCCUUCCCUGGUGAGCCACAGCCGGUGGACCCGUCGAUCGGGAAUAACAUCCCGGAUUUCGAACAUGAACGGGGCGAGACACCAACCCACGACGUGGUAGCCGGCUCAGGUCAACACCAGAACUCCUACUUCGGCGCCUCUCCAACGACGCAAAGGCAUGGCUCAGCUCAGGAAAUUUCCGACCCCAGUAGGGUGGCUUUCGUGGCACACGACCUGCCGAUAGCAGAGAAUAUAACUUCGUCGGAACAGUUCGAUAUGCUCCCGCCGCCCGCCAGCGUUCACCCGUCAUGGCAAGCUCUUCAUGACUAUGCGCAGAGGCACGCCUCGGCGCACGGGUAUGCGCUCAGCAUAAAUACAACGGCGAAGAACCGGUCACGAAUCAAGCUUGCAUGCGUCUGCUAUGGCGCGCCGAAGAAUACCCAUAAACUCACCCCGGAAACGAGGAUACGGAAGAAUCGCGUCAGCUAUAAGACUGGAUGCAGGAUGUGGGUCGAAAGCAAGAAGCAAGACGAUGGCUCGUGGCUUCUGCGGGUUGGUGAGCCGCAACACAACCAUCCCGGUCGUCCUCCGGAUAAGUGGGCAAUGCAGAGAAAGCGAACCUGGGGUAUGCUUGGAGGUCGAGUAGGAGUGGGAGGAGUAACGGCUAAGGAAGAGAAGGAACGAUUAGGAAGUACCGAUGAAAGAAACCCGUUAGACGAGCCGGAAGAGCAUUCGGAUACUCCACGAGAUCAAGCCCAAGCGGAUAGUCAUAGUAUGGAGCGAGGCAGCCUGGUUUGGAAGAUUGUAGAGCAAGAGAUGGCGUAUGCCGGCGGCCGCGGACAAGGUCGUGACAGGGGUGUUGGGCGAACAGUCAAGAUUCUCCAGGAACGACUUCCUGGUAUCCACAUAUUAAAACGGGACGUGUAUAAUAUCAGGGCACAAAUCAAACGAGCACGAAAAACGGGGCAAUCCACUCGUGCUGAUACGGCUGAUGGUGCGGGAGAGCCGACGUGGACGCCUGAGCCUUCUGCGAAGGAGGAUGGGGAGAACGAUGUCUCGGAGAUUGACCCGGCACUGGUGGUGCAACAAACCCCUGAUCAGAAUAGGGUUUUUGGGCAGGAAGACGAGAUCGAACGUUUGAAGGAGGAGGUCGCAACACUCCGACAGGCGCUUGUGCAGAGGGCAAAGGAGGUCGAAGAGCGGGAUGCCCUGAUUAGGGACCUGCAAGCACAGAUUGAACGUGCGAGCACCGUCAUACGCGAUGAGGGAGAGGGCCCUUAGAGCCCGGCCAAAUAAAUCAUACAGUAUAGGCUCUUCAUGCUCAUGGAGGGUUGGAUAUAAAGCCCGGUUUCGAACUGGCAACAUAGACACUGUAACUCUGUUGUACAGAAUGAAGAAUAUUUGAC
Messenger RNA from Westerdykella ornata, 1477 nucleotides. RefSeq lists its product as uncharacterized. NCBI's taxonomy places the organism in Eukaryota, Fungi, Ascomycota, Dothideomycetes, Pleosporales, Sporormiaceae. The coding region runs from base 24 to 1352 and encodes 442 amino acids. The transcript has a single exon. The record is from RefSeq and is a predicted model, not a curated record.